This is a messenger RNA of Stegostoma tigrinum, 4971 nucleotides long. RefSeq names its product tetratricopeptide repeat protein 39B. The coding region runs from base 281 to 2023 and encodes 580 amino acids. The record is from RefSeq and is a predicted model, not a curated record. Lineage: Eukaryota; Metazoa; Chordata; Chondrichthyes; Orectolobiformes; Stegostomatidae. Gene Ontology annotation, molecular function: protein binding. The transcript is spliced from 20 exons.
CUGACACAAGAGCCUCUGUACGAGACAGACCCUGGGAUCGAGCAGUACCUGGCGGGCAGGUACCGGACCCUUUCCCCGACUCUGUCACAGGAGGAGGAGUCUAGUAAGACGAUGACGAACAGGACUGGCUCACUUCGUGUUUUCUAGUGACACAGCGACUGGAUCCAUCCGGCGGAAAGACCGCGACCCAGGAAAAGGACUUCGCUUUCACCUCUGCCGGAGGAGCCUUGUGAACAGAAACUUUGUACAGCGUUUAUUCACCCCGCAGGGCUGGCUGGAGAUGAUGGCCAACAGCACAGAACCCGAUGCUGACGAGGACCUAUUUGAAGAUGCCUACGAAAACAUCCCAGUGGCUGCCCAGAUGGACUUGAAGAGUGCCUUGGAGGAAUGCAACAUUGCACUGAGUUUAUUCUUAAAUAACAAAUUCUCUGAAGCUUUGGAUUUACUGCGGCCUUGGUCCAAAGACAGCAUGUACCAUGCCCUGGGUUACAGCACUAUGCAUGCAAUGCAGGCAGCCAUGACUUUUGAGCAACAAGAUAUCCUUGCAGCCAUUGGAACAAUGAAGGAUGCAUUACAAACUUGCCAGAGGUUUCGAAAGAAGAAUUCUGUUGUGGAGUCAUUGUCGCAUUUAGUUUCAAAACAAGGGUCUGAUCAACUGACAGAAGAGGAGAUGCAUGCAGAGAUGUGCUAUGCAGAAUGCCUGCUUCAGAAGGCAGCUUUGACACUAGUCCAGGAUGAAAAUAUGAUUAAUUUUAUUAAAGGAGGAAUCAAAAUACGAACAAGUUACAACAUCUACAGAGAAUGUCAACAAAUCGUCCAGAUGACACAGGACCGUGUCAAAACUGAUGUCUACUGCCAAUUUGAAGGAGGUGUCAAGCUAGGAAUUGGAGCUUUUAAUCUGAUGCUGUCGCUGCUACCUUUGAGAAUUCUUCGUCUUCUUGAAUUUAUUGGAUUUUCAGGAAAUCGGGAUCUAGGGUUAUCCAUGCUGCGUGAAGGUGCCACCACUCAUAGCUUGAGAGCUGUACUGUGCGCCUUGACUCUAUUGAUGUAUCAGACUUACAUCACUAUUGUCCUUGGUGCAGGUGAAGGCAACCUCCAGGAAGCUGAAGCACUACUUCAACCUUACCUCGAAAAAUAUCCUACUGGCUCCAUUAUAUUGUUUUAUUCGGCAAGAAUACAAGUACUCAGGGGAAAUUUUGAAAUAGCUCAGACAAAAUUCAAGGAAUGCAUUGCAGCUCAGGAAGAGUGGAGGCAGAUUCAUCAUCUAUGUUACUGGGAGCUGAUGUGGACUCACUGCUUUCAACAGCAGUGGCUGAAGGCAUUUCACUUCGCAGAUCUCCUCUGCAAAGAAAGUCGGUGGUCUCAGGCUAUUUACAUGUUUCAGAAAGCUGCAAUUCUCAGCAUGCUCCCUGAGCAAGACAUUCAAAAGACUGGUGAGAAAAUGGAAGAGCUAUUCAGAAAAGUUGAAGGUCUGAAGCAGCGAAUUGCUGGAAAGUCUAUACCCACAGAGAAGUUUGCAGUAAGAAAAGCCAGGCGCUACAUGUCACCAAACCCUGUGAAACUGGCUGUACCUUUGCUGGAAAUGAUGUACGUGUGGAAUGGAUUUGCAAUACUGGGCAAACGAGCAGACUUGACUGAGAACAUGCUGGUUACAAUUGAAAAGGAAGAACUAGAGUUACAAAAUCACCCCAAGCCUGUUGAAUAUCAAGCAGAUGAUGAGAGUCUUGUACAGCUCCUGAAAGGGCUAUGUCUGAAGCAUUUGGACCGUCUCUUACAAGCUGAACUCUGCUUUAAUCAGGUGAUUCAAAGUGAGAAGAGGAUAAGAUAUGACCAUUAUUUGGUGCCAUUUACUCUUUAUGAAAUGGGAUUGUUAUACAAACAGCAAGGACACAAUGAUAAAGCCAGAAUGUACUUUGAAACUGCAAAGAAUAACUACAAAGAUUAUUCAAUGGAAUCUAGGUUACAUUUUAGGAUCCAUGCUGCCCUGAACAGCUUGAAGAACUCCCCUACCUCAACACCUUGACCUGUUCCUCAGAAUCAAGUUCCUGAAAUACUUCCAGAUCUGCUGGGUUUUGUCUGCAUUUUCCAUUUGUAUUUGAGCCAUAAUUUGAUUGGGCCCAAUGAAAACUGCCAUUAAAUCUUUCCUUAGCUGGGUAGGAUGUCUGUCAGCAUGCUGGAAAUCUGGCUAACCAGUCAGAGAACUUCUGUGGAAUGCCUAACAAUUGCUUAGGGAAGGCCUGAUGGAAUUGAGGGCACUUUGGACCCUUAAGUGCCCACAGUAAAACCCACCCAAUCUGUGGCAAUGGAUUCACUUAGAGUUGCUGGCCAGUCAGACACUGAUAACUUCUCAUUGAUGUCAGCAGCAGCUGUGACUGCUGGCUGCAAUGCACCCGUCAGUGACCCAGCAUUGAGAAGCUGCCCAGGCUGAAUAGGAGGUGAUAGUGAAGUGUGUUUUGCAGGGUGGGCAGGGGUGGCACAGUGGCUCAAUGGUUAGCUCUGUUGCCUCAAAGCACCAGGGACUUGGGUUUGAUUCCACCCUCGGCCAACUGCUUGUGUGGAGUUUGCACGUUCUCCCCACGUUUGCAUGGGUUUCCUCUGUGUGCUCCAGUUUCCUCCCACAGUCCAAAGUGCACAGUUAGAUGGAUUGGCCAUGUGGAAUUGCUUAUAGUGUCCAGGGAUGUGCAGGCUAGGUUGAUUAGCCAUGGGAAAUGCAUGAUUGCAGGGAUAGAGUAGGUCUGGGUGGGGUGCUCUUUAGUGGGUUGGUGUAGACCAGAUGGGCUGAAUGGCCUGCUUCCACACUGUAGGGAUUCUAUGGAUUGUAUUCUGUCACAGACAAGGUGAAAGGCUGGGGGAAGGUGGCUUUUGCUGGCCUUCUCCAUUUCCAAUGCCAGAUCCCUUGAACAGUCGGAGAUUGACUAAGUGUGAGGGACCCUGCCAUGGGAGAUCACUGGCAAAGCCAGGAACGUUUGGUGGGCAGCCUUCUGAAGGCACAGGAAAACAGUGUGGACUCCAUUUAAUCUAAGCCACUACUAAAGUGUAAUGGGUUCGUGACUAAUAAGCGCCAGUUCCUUUAUUAAUGUAUCAAAUUAAUACUCUACUGCUGUUGGCAAGGAGUGCUGCAUUAGCCCCUCCCACCCUCCAACUUAAUGGGGGAGAUUUUCCUGCUACUGAGAAGCUAACACAGGGCUUCUCUUGUGAAUAGAUGUGGCCCACAUCAUAAUUCCCCACUGCUCUCACCAGAAAAACUAAAUGGUGUUGGGUAACUUGAAACAUUUCCCUGAGGCACUGUUUUAGUUAAAGCCUUUGACAGGUAAUUUCCCUGUUUUGCAAAGGAUGUUUUUAAUGCAAGACUUCUGGAUGACAGACUCAUUCAAUACAGAAUGAGAAGUUUUGAAUUGAUAAAAACUCAUGUUAAUUGUUAACUGCAUUCCUCUUCACAAUAAAAUACAUGUUUCAUGUUGAUGGCCUUUCUUGAGAACGAGUAGAUUAUAGCAAUGAACAAAUUUUAAACUGGUACAGGGCCAGGGAACAGGUGUCCUGGGAAAGAACAGAAGCAAGAGACCUAUUAUGGUGAGGGUGGCAAAAGGAAUGAUGUAGGACAAAAGGAUCUGAUAAGGGAUACAUAUGAGGAUAGAAGAUAAGUCAAGUACAAAACUUCACUUUUCUUAACUGACUCAAGAUGAUCAUUGGGGACCACAAUAUAAUACAAAAUAUUUAAAUGUUUAUAUUCGGGAGAUAUUAGUGGAAUUCAUGAUUUAUUUUCCAAUAAAUCAAUUGCAGUUUAAAAAAUGGCAUUAUUAGCUCGUCACCCUACUUUUGGUUAGACCAUUUAUUCAGACUAUCCCUUUCUUUAUGAAUGGUAGCUGGCUAUCAUUCAAGUCCAGUCCUAAUUUUCUGUAUUUGUAGGACUUUAAUUAAUAUUAUUAUGAGGAAACUGAUUUUUGUGUGGUACUUAUUUGAAAUUAAGGAAUUCUUACAUUUUCUCCACAGCUUUUUCCCUUACAGCGCAUUAUUUAUUUGGUUACUUAUCUUCACAAAAGCACUAGAGCUGUGCAAAAUAGUACAGUCAAGGCGUUUCUAAAACAAUUGUAUGUUGCUCUGAUUUGAUGGAAAGGUGUCAAAUGAAUUGGCAUGUGAGUCCCCCCCUUAAGAACUCAACCAUGACCAUUCAUUCAAGGUGUCAGGCCCCCUAAACGAUAGCACCGCAAGAGAAUUCUAUCGUGAUAAUAGAAAACUGUACUCCAUUCAGUCAAUGCUGGAAAUGCUGCUAUUAAGAAAAGAUUAAUCCAUAAUGAUGGUGGUUGCUUUAAUUACCAGAGCAUUUUCUUGGAAAUAUUUUUGUAUAUUUUAUGUUGGGUCAAAUCUUAACUGUAAUUGUACUUGUGAUUUUGUGAUUCUGAAUGAUAUAUGAUGUCAAAAUUCAUUACCUGCUUUCUGAAUGUCAACAGAAGUCAAAGUACCUUUUGACGAUAAACUACAACAUUGCAUGAAUCUUGAUGUUUUAAUACAGAAAUGCAGGGAAUGCAUUUUGAAGUUGCAGUUAUAUAUUAUUUAUUUUGUCCAAUUGGCAUAUGUUUUCUUAUAAUAGUUCUAAAAUAGAAGACCGUUGGGCACAAUUAUAUGGGAACUAUAUUUUGGGAAAUACACAUAUCAAUUCUAUAUAUUUUUAUGUUGAUCAUAAUGUAUGUUCAUUGCCUAUUCUGUGGUAUGUGUUGCUUCAUUUUAUGAUCAGUAACUAUAAUGACAGGUAAUAUUGAUGAAGAGUACUCAUCCUAGAUGCAGCGUAUGUUUUUUAAAGAGCAGGUUGAAAUUUUCCCAUUUUAUUCAGUAUGUACAUUACUUGAUGCAUUGUGUUCUUAUUAUUUGUUGGAAUGUUGUACUGUAAUUUGUCUGCUUUGCAGGUACAUUUGUUUAUUCCUUAAAACUAUUAAUUAAGUCAAAACAUAAAAUAAUAGUUUGUUCCAAUUUUAA